Molecule: messenger RNA, 3144 nt
Organism: Drosophila subobscura
Lineage: Eukaryota; Metazoa; Arthropoda; Insecta; Diptera; Drosophilidae
Gene: Amph
Product: myc box-dependent-interacting protein 1
Exons: 10
Coding region: 522-2405 (627 amino acids)
Cellular component (GO): plasma membrane; cytoplasm
Molecular function (GO): phospholipid binding; protein binding
Source: RefSeq, a predicted model, not a curated record
AGAGAGGAAGACUGUAUUUGUGGCGCUCUCUCUCACUCUCUGUGGCCCCAACUUGGGGCCCCACUCUUUGUACACUCGCGUAGUUUUGGAGCCAAGUGAAUCUGUCGACUGGCCGCUCUGUGAGUCCCGUUCCGUCAGCAGCAGCGUCAGGUUAGAAAGAUUCGUUCGUCGCCGCCUUCCAUCUCGUCGCCUACGUCUACGUGCCAUCUACGAAAAAUCUGCAUAAAUUCGACGCGUCCGUCUGAAACUGCAUAAAAAUAGCAGAAGCCAGCGAGGCGAAAAUAUAUUUCGGUUUAACAAGUGUGUGGCGCGCGACUUGCUCGUUUAUUGUUAACACAGCAGAAAGAGGAAAUCUGCUGUUGUCGUCGUCGUCGUCGUUGGGUGUUCACUGUGCAUUUAAAGUUAUCAUUUUAACGUGUGUGGCCGGCCAAUAGUCGGAAAUUCUGUAGCCAGGCCAGUGCAUAUAAAUAAAUAUAUCUAAAAUUCAUCUAAUUAUAAAUUAACAAAUAUUCACACACUGAAUGUCCGAGAAUAAAGGCAUCAUGCUGGCCAAAUCUGUUCAAAAACACGCUGGACGUGCCAAGGAGAAGAUUCUACAAAAUUUGGGAAAAGUGGAUCGGACUGCAGAUGAAAUCUUCGACGAUCACUUGAACAACUUCAACCGCCAACAAACGAGUGCCAACAGAUUACAGAAGGAAUUCAACAAUUAUAUAAGAUGUGUUCGCGCUGCACAAACCGCCUCCAAGUCGCUGAUGGAUGCCGUGUGCGAGGUCUACGAGCCACAGUGGAGCGGCUACGAUGCGCUGCAAGCACAGACAGGCGCCUCGGAGAGCUUGUGGGCGGACUUUGCACACAAACUGGGGGACCAAGUGCUCAUACCACUCAAUACAUACACUGGACAGUUUCCCGAAAUGAAGAAAAAAGUUGAGAAGCGCAACCGAAAGCUGAUUGACUACGAUGGCCAGCGCCAUUCGUUCCAAAAUCUCCAGGCCAAUGCCAACAAACGCAAGGACGACGUCAAGCUGACCAAGGGACGCGAGCAGCUCGAGGAGGCACGACGCACCUACGAGAUCCUCAAUACGGAACUGCACGACGAGCUGCCUGCCCUGUACGACUCCAGAAUAUUGUUUCUGGUGACCAACUUGCAGACGCUCUUUGCCACCGAGCAGGUCUUCCACAACGAAACUUCCAAGAUAUACUCGGAACUGGAGGCGAUUGUUGACAAACUGGCCACAGAAUCGCAGCGCGGCUCUAACACGCUCCGCAAACAAACGAGCAAUGCCAUCAAGACGUCGAGUCCAGUGCAGUCGCCGGUGAACAAGCUGAACAACGCCAGCAUCAACAGCACCAACUACCAGAAUCAAAUUACCACAAAUGGGGGCUCCAGUCUGGCGAACAGCCCAACAUCCACGAGCUCGUCCCAGCAAGAGCCGAGAUUUGAUUCAAUUUCUUCAACGCCAGAACCAACGCCGGAGUCGCCGUCGCCGGUGCCAAAUUUAAAGCAGCGCAACAGCAGCAGCAGCCCAGUGCCAAGCAGUCCUACGCCGGCGGAUGGAGUGAAUGGUGUGACGAUCCAAGCAGUGGAAACAUCCGAGCUAAGUAGUCCGAAUGCCAACACAAAGAUCACAACCACCACACAGACAACGACAGUGACAAAAGCAGCAGGCGAGGGAGCAGCAGAAGCAGUGUUACCCCUCCAGGUGAACGGUAAUGGCAGCAACAACAACAAUAACCAAUCGCCGGCAAGCAGUGCCAGUGCACAGGCGCAGGCAAAGGAAAAGGAAAAUGAAAACAUCAGCAGCAGCAGCGGUGCCAGUGCCAGUGUCAGUGGCGGUGGCGGCAAGCAGCCCAAAGAGCUGCCCACAACAACAACGAAUGCCGAAGCAGCGGCCGAGGCGGCCGCCAAUAACGGCAACUCAAUCGAGGAACACAAGCAGAAGAAAUUAGGUAAUGCAACAGCGAUAGGCAUCAACACAACCACCACUACUACUACUUCCACCAAGCACUUAGUUACAUCAACAGAUUCAGAUACAGAUAAAGAAACAGAUACAGUUACAAAUACAAGUACAAGUACAGUCAGCAAUCAGAUCAGUAGGCAAUUAGUUCAUAGGCAAACCGUUAAUAAUGCUAAUAAGAAUCCGUUCGAAGAGGACGAAGAGCGCAUCUACGAGGUGCCCAAUGAUGCCAACACGGCUGAUCUGCCGGCCGGCACGCUCUAUCGGGUGAAGGCCACCUACGGCUACGUGAAGGAGGAUGUGGACGAGCUGAGCUUUGAGAUCGGGGACACAAUUCGCGUGAUCGAGUACGAUGAUCCCGAGGACCAGGAGGAGGGCUGGCUAAUGGGUCAGAAGGAGGGCACCAGCGAGAAGGGCCUGUUCCCCGCCAACUUCACGCGUCCCAUCUGAGCGGAGUUGGACGCACGGAGCUGGAGCCGGAGCUGAGAACCAAUCCACCAAAACAGCCACACAAACCCCAACACUUUUGUUACCCCAUCAUAAAUAUCUACAAAACGGAAAUCCCAAUCCGCAACUUUUGGCCAAACUUUCGUUCUGAAGCGCUGUGUCAGUUUCUGUCCCAUUAUAAAACAUUUUUGUUCUGUGAAACGCAUUCUUUCGAUUGGAUUAGAGCAGUGCUUCCAGUUAUUAUUAAUUAUUAAUUAUUAUUGUUGAACCACACAAAGGAAUGGCGAAGCAAAAGCAAAAGCAAAACAAACACACUUUGAGGAUGUUUCAAAUUUUAUUUUCUAGUUGUAAGUCUCGGCAAAGCAAAUCUACGUAUCAUACAAACAUAUAUUAUUUGUUAAAACUAUUAUUGUGCUCAUAAUUAAUGCGAACAAAUGCGAAUGUGUAAAACCAAACCCACACACACACACACACACACACACAAAUUCAACGCAUAUCACUCGAAAGCAAAGAGUAAUCGUUAAACAAAUUAAGAAAAAGAAAAAAAGAAAGGAUGGAACCUGAACCUGAGAACAUUUUGUAUGUGUAUUUUGCAAAUAUGUAGUACGAGUUUUUUAUAGUCAAUUGUGGAGUGUAGGGAGAAAUGCACGUCUGGUGCCUCCAGGAUUUUGAUUUGGAAAUGGAAAUUGUUUUCAAUUAAUAUUACUUGUAAUUGUAUUUUUUCUUCCUUUUUUUUUGUUUU